CUGCACUACGGGACCCUCCUGGGCAGCAGAGCUUGUGUCCACAUGGCAGCAGCUGCCUGGGCCACUGGGUUUCUCAAUGCUCUGCUGCACACGGCCAAUACAUUUUCACUGCCCCUGUGCAAGGGCAAUGUCCUGGGCCAGUUCUUCUGUGAAAUCCCCCACAUCCUCAAGCUCUCCUGCUCACACUCCCACCUCAGGGAACUUGGGCUCCUUGUGGUCAGUGCCUGUUUAUUUUUUACGUGUUUCAUUUUUAUUGUGGUGUCCUAUGUGCAGAUCUUGAGGGCCGUGCUGAGGAUCCCCUCUGAGCAGGGACGGCACAAAGCCUUUUCCACCUGCCUCCCUCACCUGGCCGUGGUCUCCCUGUUUGUCAGCACUGGUGCAUUUGCCUACCUGAAGCCCCCAUCCAUCUGUUCUCCUUCCCUGGACCUGGUGGUGUCAGUUCUGUACUCGGUGGUGCCUCCAGCAGUGAACCCCCUCAUCUACAGCAUGAGGAACCAGGAGCUCAAGGAUGCCCUGUGCAAACUCAUAUCCCUCUGUUUUCUGAAGCAAUAAACUGGCCAUCUUCUUC
Messenger RNA from Columba livia (rock pigeon), 568 nucleotides. RefSeq names its product olfactory receptor 14J1-like. Lineage: Eukaryota; Metazoa; Chordata; Aves; Columbiformes; Columbidae. The record is from RefSeq and is a predicted model, not a curated record. The annotation marks the transcript as partial. Gene Ontology annotation, biological process: G protein-coupled receptor signaling pathway; detection of chemical stimulus involved in sensory perception of smell. Gene Ontology annotation, cellular component: plasma membrane. The transcript has a single exon. Gene Ontology annotation, molecular function: olfactory receptor activity.